This is a messenger RNA of Chanos chanos (milkfish), 1359 nucleotides long. Its product is annotated as tubulin alpha chain, testis-specific. The record is from RefSeq and is a predicted model, not a curated record. Lineage: Eukaryota; Metazoa; Chordata; Actinopteri; Gonorynchiformes; Chanidae. The transcript has 5 exons. The coding region runs from base 115 to 1359 and encodes 414 amino acids. Gene Ontology annotation, cellular component: microtubule. Gene Ontology annotation, biological process: microtubule-based process. Gene Ontology annotation, molecular function: GTP binding; structural constituent of cytoskeleton.
CUGUUCUUAUAGCGCGAGUGUAUCUCCAUUCACGUGGGACAAGCAGGUGUACAGAUUGGAAAUGCCUGCUGGGAACUCUACUGUCUUGAGCAUGGAAUUCAGCCGGAUGGGCAAAUGCCAAGUGAUAAAACUGUUGGUGGAGGCGAUGACUCAUUCAACACCUUUUUCAGUGAGACUGGUGCAGGAAAACAUGUGCCCAGAGCAGUGUUUGUGGACCUCGAGCCCACAGUUGUUGAUGAAGUUCGUACAGGAACAUACAGACAACUGUUUCACCCUGAGCAGCUUAUAACAGGAAAAGAGGAUGCUGCAAACAACUAUGCAAGAGGCCAUUACACCAUUGGCAAGGAGAUUGUAGACUUGGUGUUAGACCGUGUUCGCAAGCUGUCUGACCAGUGCACAGGACUCCAGGGCUUCCUCAUCUUCCAUAGCUUUGGUGGAGGGACCGGGUCCGGCUUUGCUUCUCUGUUGAUGGAGAGGCUGUCAGUGGACUAUGGCAAGAAAUCCAAACUUGAGUUUGCCAUCUACCCUGCACCUCAGGUUUCUACUGCUGUUGUAGAGCCAUACAAUUCCAUCCUCACCACCCACACCACCCUGGAGCACUCUGACUGUGCCUUCAUGGUGGACAAUGAGGCAAUUUAUGAUAUUUGCCGUCGCAAUCUAGACAUCGAACGCCCUACGUACACCAACCUUAACAGGCUCAUUGGCCAGAUAGUUUCCUCAAUCACUGCGUCCCUUCGCUUUGACGGCGCUCUCAAUGUGGAUUUGACAGAGUUCCAGACCAACCUGGUCCCUUAUCCACGCAUCCAUUUUCCGCUGGUAACCUACGCCCCAGUCAUCUCUGCUGAGAAGGCUUACCACGAGCAGCUGUCAGUUGCAGAGAUAACCAAUGCCUGCUUUGAGCCUGCCAAUCAGAUGGUGAAGUGUGACCCUCGUCAUGGAAAGUACAUGGCCUGUUGCAUGCUGUACCGAGGUGAUGUUGUUCCCAAGGAUGUCAAUGCAGCCAUUGCCACCAUAAAGACCAAGAGAACAAUUCAGUUUGUAGACUGGUGUCCAACAGGCUUCAAGGUUGGCAUCAACUACCAGCCACCCACUGUGGUCCCAGGGGGUGACCUGGCCAAGGUGCAAAGGGCAGUCUGCAUGCUGAGCAACACCACAGCCAUUGCUGAAGCCUGGGCCCGUCUGGAUCACAAGUUUGAUCUGAUGUACGCCAAAAGAGCUUUUGUCCACUGGUAUGUUGGAGAGGGCAUGGAGGAAGGAGAGUUCUCUGAAGCCCGAGAAGAUCUGGCUGCACUGGAGAAAGAUUACGAGGAGGUGGGAGUUGAUUCAGUGGAGGGUGAAGCCGAGGAAGGAGAGGAGUAG